Messenger RNA from Phalacrocorax carbo (great cormorant), 6314 nucleotides. NCBI's taxonomy places the organism in Eukaryota, Metazoa, Chordata, Aves, Suliformes, Phalacrocoracidae. The record is from RefSeq and is a predicted model, not a curated record.
CACCGGGACACCCCCCCGGCUGCUCCGGCUCUUGUUCUCUCCCCCAGCCCCACAUGCGGUGGAGCCCAGAAUGCCCCAGUGUCCAGCAUCUGCUCACCCACCCACUCCCCUGUGAGCCCCCAGCUGCUUGGAUCCUGUCUGGGCUCGGGUCACAGCCCCACCGACAAAGCGGGGCCAGGAUCCAGCAGCUCCAGGGAGGGGGAGAGAGGCUUGGGGCUGAGGAACAACAGGAUGCUGGCUUCUUGAUCUGGGAGAUGAUGGGCUGAGCAUCCGUCGCAGAGGCACCCCAGGGCCAUGAGCUCCCCGUGCGGUCCUGACUCCAAUAUUGCAGACUGGCUGGCCACCAUCCACUUGGAGAGGUACCGGGAUGUCUUCAAGCAGCAUGGGUACCACAUGGCCAGAGAUACUGCCUCACUGGAUGGCAACCACCUGCAGCAGAUUGGCAUCACUGCCACUGGGCACCGCAAAAGGAUCCUGAACUUGGUGCAGCAGACACGAAUGCUCAGUCAAUCCCAGGGGGGACCUGCAGCAGAAGACCCCCAUCUCCAAGCAACGGAGGUCCUAGAUGCCCUCCAGGCAGGCGAGAAUGCCAUGAAAGCAGAGCCAGGAGGGGCUACUGAUGCCUUUGGGAUGCAGCGGCAUAUCACUGUACCUGCCCGGGCGUCAUCUCUAGAGAAGGACCCUGCUCCUCCCCUUGUGAAGCCAGUUCCCAAGCCAAGGACAGUUUUCCCUCGUUCAAAGCCAGAGCAGGGCCUGGCACCCACACCACUGGCACGCACCACAGUGCCAGCACAAGGCCCAGAGAGCAAGAGGGUGCCUGCAGCUUUUGUGGUACUGGAGGGGUUUGUGCCAGGGGAGAGCUCCACGGAUUUGGAGAGCCCAGAGCCCAGGCCAGUGCCAUCGGCUAGCCCCGGGGCAGCUGUGGUUAUGGGCAUGGGAGCAUCCCGGCUGCGAGCACUGGAGAGCACUCGGGAGGAAACACGGACCCCCCCAGCUCCAGAUCAUGGACAAACCCUGGAGGCAUCGGAGAAAUCUCCCCCAUCAGUCCCAUCUGUCCCACCACGGCACAGCCACAGCGUCCUGGCACCUGAGCCAAGCACUGGGAGCAUGCUGGGGAUUCAUCCCACACCCAACCCUCCACUGCGCACCACAGCCACCCCAGCCAGGAGAGAUGCCUGGCAAUGUCCCAGGACAGCCUCGCAGCCGGGUUCAGGGCAGAGCAGGCUGGAGAUGGUGUCCAACGUUAUCUAUGAAGGACUCAAGACCCUGUCAGCACCUGCCGAGGACUUGGGAGUGGAGGAUGGUCCCCAGGGUCAGGCUCUGUCCCCACAGGAGCUGACCCAGCCAGAUGACAAGCCUGACAGUCACAGCUGGCCCAGUGGGAGCCUGUUCCUCAUCCCACAGAGACCCACCAGCAAGCCAGAGGUCAGCGAGCAGCCUGUCAGCCCCUACAGCGAGACCAUCUUUGGGCACAUAGCCCCAUCCCAGGAGCAGAAGGGUGUUGGCAUCUCCUCCGAUCAGAGCUACGAGGCAGUGUCCGAGCUGGAUCUGAAGCCAGAAGCGUGCAGCCCCAUAUCUCACAGGAUAAGCAGUGGGUGCAGCAGCGAGGGAAGGAGUGACGAUGAGGAGACCCGGUCCCAGCUCAUCAACCGCAUCAUCCAGAACGACACAGAGGGGUACUCCACCGUGGAGGCACCGCGGGCUGAGGGCGCUCCGUUCAGCCUGCCAGCCUACCUCUACCCAGAUGAGGUCCUGGAUGACCUCACCAUCUCCCCUUACGCCAGCUUCACGUCCCUCUCCGAGCCUCGACCCACCAUGCUCAGCGGCUGGCUGGACAAGCUCUCCCCACAGGGGAACUAUGUCUUCCAGAGGCGCUAUGUCCGUUUCGACGGGAAGAACCUGAUGUACUUCAGCAGUGAGAAGGAGCCCUACCCUAAGGGGGUGAUCCCGCUGUCUGUGAUUGAGAUGGCUCGCUCCACCAAGGACAACAAGUUCCAGGUCUUCACCAGCCACCGGAUCUUUGUCUUCCGUGCAGAGAAUGAGGCUCAGAGGAAUGAGUGGUGCUCCACGCUGCAGAAGAAGGUGACGGAACAGCGCCUGCUGGGGUCCCAGCCCCGGCCCACCAAUGCCGCUCACUGCCAGAAGUCAGGUACCCUGGAGCUGAAGGGCCAGAAGUCCAAGGUGUUUGCAGCCCUGAGCGUGCCUGAGAUGUGGCUGUACAAGAGCGAGCAGUUCUUUAAAAUGGGCAUUGCCAUCUGCUUGAUUGAGAUGCGCGGCUCCACCAUCCGUGAAGCCAAGAACCGCAGCUUUGAGCUCAUCACCCCAUUCAAAAUAUUCAGCUUCAUGGCAGAGUCAGAGCGGGAGAAGCGGGAGUGGAUGGAGGCCCUGCAGGAGGCCAUAGCCGAGACACUCUAUGACUACGAGGUGGCAGAAAAGAUCUGGUCCAACAAAGCCAACAAAUACUGUGCAGACUGCUUGGCUCAGAGUCCUGACUGGGCAUCCAUCAACCUGUGUGUGGUCAUCUGCAAGCAGUGUGCAGGGCAGCACCGCAGCCUGGGAUCCAACAUUUCCAAGGUGCAAAGUCUGAAGCUUGACACCAGCGUCUGGUCCAAUGAAAUCGUACAGCUCUUCAUCGUGCUGGGAAAUGACCGAGCCAAUCGGUUUUGGGCCGCUCGCCUCCCUGCUGCCGAGGCCCUCUACCCGGACGCCAGUGCUGAGCAGAGAAGGGACUUCAUCUCCCGCAAGUACCGAGAGGGUCGGUACCGCCUGCCUCAUCCCAACUACGCCACUCAGGAGGACGUGCUUCAGGCACUGUGUGCUGCAGUGGCAGGACCAGCCCUGCUCAAGACCAUCCUGCAGUUCUUCUCAUCCUCAGAGGCUGGGCUGGCAGCUGACUCCACUGCCUGCGAGGUGGCCCCUGGGGCUGACCUUUGGUGGGGACCAGAGAAUAAAAGGCCCAGGAACCAUUCAGUGCCAUUCCCCGCAGGGAGCCCCUGUGCACAGGAAUUGGGUCCAGAGGGCAUCUACAAUGAGAUCACACAGCCGGUGACACACAGCGGGUACCUGUACCGAGCCAUGGCCCCCUCAAAGCUUCCGGGCACCAAGAAGACCAAAGAGGACUUCCAGCGCAUGUGGUGCUCCCUGGAGAGAGCCCUGCUCUUCUUUGAGAUGGAGAAAUCCACCGAACCCCUGGGCCGUAUCGAGAGCAGGGACCUCAUCUCCCUGGGCGUAAGCAGAGCCCAGGCACUUGCCAGCCCCAGCCCCACCGAAAGGUUUCGCUUCACCCUCGAGCUCUUCCUCACUGGGGAAAAAGUGCAGCAGCUGGGAACUGAUGGGCCUGAGAUGUUGCAAGCCUGGGCCAGUGCUAUUGGCAAGUGGUUCACGCCCGUGAGCUGUCACUGCCUGCUGGGCUAUGAGUUCCAGCGCGUGGGCCAGAUGCGCUACAAGUGCAUGCUCAACCCUGAGCGGUGGCAGCAGGCCUUCUUCAUCCUGCAGAAAGCCCAUCUCUUCAUCUGCCCCGCCGAGGAUGACGGGACUGAGGACAGCAUCAACCUCCGGCGGCUGCAGGAGCUCAGUCUGGUUCCCCCCACAGAGACCCCAGAAAAGAAGGAGCUGCUGAUCCUUGUGGAGAUGGGGAGGACAUUUUACCUGCAGGGCUUGACACGGGCAGACUCAGCGGCAUGGUAUGCUGACAUCCAGGCAUCCGCAGGGGGCUGGGGUAAUGCACUGCGGGACCAGCAGCUGAGUCGGGGGGACAUCCCCAUCAUUGUGGACAGCUGCAUUGCCUUCAUCACACAGUACGGGCUGCGGCAUGAGGGUAUUUACCGCAAGAAUGGAGCCAAGUCCCGGAUCAAGGUACUGAUGGAGGAGUUUCGGCGGGACGCCCGCAACGUCAAGCUGCGCAUCAAUGACAACUUCAUCGAGGACGUCACCGAUGUGCUGAAGAGGUUCUUCCGUGAGCUCGAGGACCCUGUCUUCACCCUGGAGCUGCACCCACAGUGGAAGGAGGCUGCAGAAAUCUCCUCAAAGCCCCAGCGCCUAGAACGGUACAAGGAGCUCAUUCAUCACCUGCCUCGCCUCAACCACAAGACCCUGGCUGCGCUGAUUGGGCACCUCUACCGGGUGCAGAAAUGUGCAGACCUCAAUCAGAUGAGCACCAAGAACCUGGCACUACUCUUUGCACCCAGCCUUUUCCAGACUGAUGGCAAAGGGGAGCACGAGGUUAAGGUGAUGGAAGACCUCAUUGACAACUAUGUCAGCAUCUUCAAUAUUGAUGAGGACCAGGUAUCCCAGAUGGAUCUUGAGAACAGUCUGAUCACCACCUGGAAGGACACCCAGCUCUCACAGGCAGGGGACCUCAUCAUUGAGGUUUACCUGGAGCAGAAGCUGCCUGACUGCUGCGUCACCCUGAAGGUGUCCCCCACAAUGACAGCAGAGGAGCUCACCAACCAGGUGCUGGAGAUGCGCAACGUGGUGACCAGCCUGGACAUCUGGCUGACCUUCGAGGCCCUAGAGAAUGGGGAGCUGGAGCGGCCCCUGCACCCCAAGGAGAAAGUGCUGGAGCAAGCUUUGCAGUGGUGCAAGCUCCCGGAGCCCAGCGCCGCAUACCUGCUGGUGAGGAAGGUCCCCAUCGGCGAGGGCAGCUGUCUCUUCACAGGCAUCAAGCGUGAGACCCCCAAGUGCGGGCUGCUGAAAUGCCGUGAGGAGCCCCCCAAGCUGCUGGGGAACAAGUUUCAAGAGCGCUACUUUGUCAUCCGGGACCGGAGGCUGCUGCUGCUCAAGGAGAAGCGGAGUGCCAAGCCAGAGCGUGAGUGGCCCCUGGACGCAGCCAAGGUUUACAUGGGCAUUAGGAAGAAGCUGAAGCCACCAGCCCAGUGGGGUUUCACACUGACCCUGGACAAGCAGCAGCUGUACCUGGUGUGCUCGGGGCAGGCUGAGCUGUGGGACUGGACCACCAGCAUCCUCAAGGCUCAGCACGAUGACCUGCACCCCGUGAUCAUGCGCCGGCGCUCCUCCUCUGACCUAGCCAAGCAGAAGUUUGGCACCAUGCCACUGGUGCCUCUGCACGGGGACAGCACAGACGCCACCAUGCUUUCUGCCAACCAGACCCUGCGCCGCCUGCACACACGAAGGACUUUGUCCAUGUUCUUUCCCAUGAAGAUGCACCAGGACUCCCUGGAGGAGCAGAAGGAGAAGGAGGCAGAUGCUGAUCCUGUCUAUGAGGAGGUGGGCAACUUCCCUGAGCUGGCCACGCUGGAGCUGGCAGACCUGUCAGCCGUGCCCCCUGUGGACAGGUCCAAGAAGCCACCCACAUUCCCCGAGCAGCCCCCAUCCACAGCACUGCGCUCCUCGCUGCCCUCCAGUCCAGCCCAGAGUGUGGUGGGUCCCUCUGUCACCAAAGCCCUGUCCCUCGAAAGGGGCUUGAACCUGGAGAGCGACAAAGCUCCAGCUCAAACAAAGCUCAGACCCACCAAAACGGCCUCUCUGGAGAGGGAUGUGGAGUCUUCCCUGGCGCUGGCCAAGGACUGGGAGCAGGCAGCCAUGCCAGGGAGCAGUCCCAGCACAGAGACCUCCCUGGAGAUCCCCAGGAAGAAGAGCAUGCAGACUUCUUCAGACAUCAACAACAAACUCAUCCAGGAGCUCAGCAGUGUCAUCCUCAGGAAGAACGAGAGCCAGCCACCAGGGCCAGGCCAGCCAGUGACAUGACUCACCAUGCUGAAGGGGUGCCCAACGACCUGGGGGUCAAGUCAUGCCCAGUGUCAGUGACGAUGGAUACCCCACACUCCCACACCAUGAAGCCCUUGCCCUCCUCCUCCUUCUGACCCUGGAGCUGGGCUGGGAGUGGGGACUGGUGGGCACCAGGGGACUAGUGGGGACCGGGAUGCUGGGGGACGGUACCCCCUCUCAGGAGAGCUGAGGAUACUGCUACAUGUGCUCUCACUCAUGGGUGGCACAUCUGCCAUCAGGCCCAGUGCCGAGGAAAGCAAGUAAAAGGGAAAAGACAGCCUGCAUGUUUCAGCAGCACGGCACAGUAUCCGGUGGGGGGGCACACGGUGCCUGCCAGGACAGGGGAACACAGCACAGUGUCCCCUCCCCACCGCUGGGCCUAUGAGGCAAGGUCAGGACACCCAAGCCAUUCCCCACUUCCAUUCUUGCAUCUACCAUGGCAUAUUUGGGGGGGGGUCACAGGAGCAGGGCUGGCCAUGUGUGCCCAGAGUGUAGUCCUGGCGAUGGAGGACAGGUCCUGCUCAGCUGGGGUUUUUAUGCCUGUUCCUGCCACCAGCAGGGAGAAAUAAAGGUUUAUUUGUACUCUG